AUGGUAUUGUUUCGUGAUUGGCUAAUCGACUGCAAAGUGGCUGUAGAGGACAGUGGAGACGAGGCAGGAGAAGACGUGCACUUCAAUCCGUUCGAGUCCCUUUUGCAGCAGCAGCAGACAUUGAUACAGAAGACGACAGAGGCGGUAACUCCACGUACUGAAGAAGUUGUGACUUGCUGUAGUGAUACAGAAGCGCCACACGAUGAUUCGAGUCGGACAGUGGCGACUGGUAAUCAGUCAAAGAAGAAAAAAACGAAGGAGAAGAGAGGGAGUGGACGACUUGUCAGCUGUGAAAGCAGCUCAUGCGACAGCUACAGCAAUCGAGGACUUGCGUGCUCGAUAUUGAAACCGAAUCGAACGUCUGAUAAGCUCAUUGCUGACGUCAAUACGCGCGUCGACAGGAAGCUGGGUUUUGAGACAGCAGAAUCAAGACCAGCGAGGUGGAGCUCGAAAAAACCAUCAGCUGUAGACACCAAGAACCGCCGCAAGUCGCUGAGUGGAAUUCAGAGGCGACGCUCACAGGUGGGGGCGGACGAUGCAAAGAGGUGGGCGCAUCAUUUACCUUUUACUGGAUGA
This is a messenger RNA of Peronospora matthiolae, 576 nucleotides long. The record is from the annotation of a GenBank genome assembly. Lineage: Eukaryota; Oomycota; Peronosporomycetes; Peronosporales; Peronosporaceae.